Messenger RNA from Perkinsus marinus ATCC 50983, 318 nucleotides. RefSeq names its product dna polymerase alpha catalytic subunit, putative. Gene Ontology annotation, cellular component: alpha DNA polymerase:primase complex. The annotation marks the transcript as partial. The transcript has 3 exons. Gene Ontology annotation, biological process: leading strand elongation; lagging strand elongation; mitotic DNA replication initiation. Gene Ontology annotation, molecular function: DNA replication origin binding; purine nucleotide binding; DNA-directed DNA polymerase activity. Lineage: Eukaryota; Perkinsozoa; Perkinsida; Perkinsidae. The record is from RefSeq and is a predicted model, not a curated record.
AAACACGCUCAUUCUCCUUGGUCUCGUCGAUGANNNNAUCUUGGGGUAGGUUCCUCAAGGUCGUGUAUUCCUCCAACUGCCCUGCACUGCCAUCUGGCCUGGAAGGAAAGUCAUUCUCUCACGUGUUUGGCACCAACACCUCCUUGACCGAGCUCUUCCUUAUCAAGAGGCGUAUCAUGGGCCCAUGCUGGAUUCAGAUAAGCUCAGGGUCUUUCAACCCCUCUACGACACUGAACAAGCUAUCCUGGUGCGCUCGGGAAGUGAUGGUAGAGACAGGGACAAAGGGCAUUUCUGUGGUAACUGCUAUCAGUCGUAUUA